GUUAUCCUAAAAUGCUUCCUUUGUUUGAUAUGUUGCAUAGAUAUACUAGUAUACUAGAAUAAAAAUUUAUAGUGCCAUAGAAAUAACAAAUAAUGUCGUUUAAAAUUGAAGAUUUCCCUGAAUGUAUACUUCCAAAAUUAACGAUUAAAUUAAUUGGACAUUAUAGCAUCGACGGUGAUUCAAAAUAUCAUGCCGAUUUAUCGCAAAUGAAAUAUUAUGUGCCUCCUUCAGAUCCUGACAAUGUAUCUUUCGAUCUUAAUAAAGAUUCGAAGUCUACUCGUCACAGAUCUACUUCAUAUAUCAAAUUGGAUGAUAUAUUGAGAUGGAUUUCGGACAAUUUUAAUCUACUUGAGAAACCAUUAUCACGCGAAGGCCAGUGGUUGGAUACUGAUUUUAUUUGCGGUCGUGGCGCAUUAAAAACAAUAUUAUGUACCCCUUAUGAAAGAUCUAAAAACUGGAUUAUUUGUGCUAGCAAAUACCGUGGUACGAUAUAUUUAUGCGAAUUUUACACAAAUGAAAAAGAACAUCGACAUGUCAAUGCAACUACACAAGAAAAACGAUUGAGUUCAUUGGGAUACAAGUUUGAACAAUAUAUGGUAGCAGAUCAACCAUCGCAUAAACCAAAUACAUCAGUACCUCUUAAUGAAUGUAAAAAAUUUUACUGUGUAAUUAAAGCAAAUUUUGGAGAUCAUUCAUUAUUAUAUGGAGCAGAAAUAGAUGCUAUUUCCUCACCACAGCCUAUAACGGAUACACUUACUGGCAAAACAAUUGAAUUGAUUGAGUUGAAAACAUUACCAAUGAAAGUUUAUAAUGAAAUCGGCACAGUAUUGUACGAUAAAUAUGGCACAAUACCUCUUAAAACAGUAAUUAGAUGGUGGAGUCAGAAUUACUUAGCAGGAAUAGAAAGACUUAUAUGUGGAUUAAAAAAUAGAUAUGGGGAAGUGAAAAUGAUAAAAGAACAUCCUACGCAGAAUCUGCCAGAGCUUUCAAAACCUUGUUGUAAUGUGGGCAAAUGUAAAAAGUUUUGCAAAAUAUUUCUAGACCAUGUCAAAAAGUUUGUCAUCAAAGAUUAUAAUGAGUGCAUGUAUAAGUUUUACUAUGAUGCAUCUAAUGAUGUCAUAAAUUAUAGUGAAGAAGCUUCUAAUGACGAAAUGUAUUUCUUCUUAAAGUCAUGGUUUGUUGAAAAAGCAGAAAAUUAUAACAGUACUUUUCAGUAAAUACAUAAAUCUAAAGAAUAUUUUUUAUAUAAGGAAAGACGCACGUCAUGUGAAAAAAAUAGAUAGAUGCGCAAAUGCCAUGAAGUUAAUAAAAUAAACAAUUUUAUUUUAUGUGUUAUUGAAAUAAGAAAUAUGACUUUCUUUUUCUAUAGAAUAUGUAUGUGAAAUUAUUUUAAUGAUAACUUUCUAGUUUGUUAAUAUUUGAUAAAAAUUACUUUAUAUUUUAUAUAAAUGUUUACAAUUAAAUAUAAUAGGUUCACAUGUUUACUUUGACUGUACUUACUUGAACAAAAUAAAGAUUUUAUUGCAUAUAUAUCAAA
Molecule: messenger RNA, 1537 nt
Organism: Formica exsecta
Lineage: Eukaryota; Metazoa; Arthropoda; Insecta; Hymenoptera; Formicidae
Product: decapping and exoribonuclease protein-like
Exons: 4
Coding region: 93-1217 (374 amino acids)
Biological process (GO): nuclear-transcribed mRNA catabolic process; NAD-cap decapping
Cellular component (GO): cytosol; nucleus
Molecular function (GO): mRNA 5'-diphosphatase activity
Source: RefSeq, a predicted model, not a curated record